Oncorhynchus masou masou (cherry salmon) is the source of this 7084-nucleotide messenger RNA. RefSeq lists its product as uncharacterized. Gene Ontology annotation, molecular function: chromatin insulator sequence binding. Gene Ontology annotation, cellular component: chromosome. Gene Ontology annotation, biological process: regulation of transcription by RNA polymerase II. NCBI's taxonomy places the organism in Eukaryota, Metazoa, Chordata, Actinopteri, Salmoniformes, Salmonidae. The record is from RefSeq and is a predicted model, not a curated record.
CCAAUUUUUUUUUUUUAUAACCGACCGUCCAAAACAUUUAAGCCGACAAAAACAUCACCAACUCAUCAUUACCAAUGGGGAUUGAUGCUGUCAAAUGGCGAGGAAAAGGUUGCAGACUCAAAUACUGAGUAUUUAAAAGCGAAAGGGAGCCGAGCAUUCACCUAGCUCAGCAUCAGUGAACAUGGCUAUGGCUAACGAGUCGAAAACAGUACGCAGAAAUGGAGAGCUAAGCGAAUGAUAGCUAGAUGGUAGGAAGGCGUGACAGGCCGCAUCCUGAACUUGCACUUGGAUGUGUAGGAUUGGUCAUCUACACUACUAAUGUGAAAGGCAAUCAAAAAGAUUCGAUUGGGAAAUAAAAUCCAUCUCCCUCCGCUGCCCGGGAAACACAUAUUUUGACUCAUUGACAUCUGUCAAAAUACAAAGUGAGGAGAAGAAAACAUCAUCUCUUCCCAGAGAAUGAGUGAAUAAACUGAUGUGGAUGAAGGGAAACGAUGAUAUGGAUGAAAGCACUGUAACUGAAACAGCCAACCAACAGCUGUUGACUGAACUGCUCUCUAAUAAAGAUUGUUCUGUGCCAUAAAACACCAAGAGACCAACAACCAACAACAGACCAAAAACAUUUGCACACCAAAACAAGGCUUUUUCUCCCCAUGAAACUACAAAGUGUUUAAGACUAAAUAAAAUGGCACCAACCCAUCAAGAUAAAAAGAGAAUACGGUAUCCACUUUGAAAAGAACUGUAAGAACUGGUCGCGUUUGAGAAAAAAGACCCCCCCCCCCCCACUUUACACUAAAUAACCCCAUUCCCCACACACUUGCUCCCUCUCUUGUUGGAUGGAGAGUGGGGGCAGUGGGAGAUCGGGUGGAAGUAGCAGCAGCCGAAGUGCGCGAACAGGUGGGACCGGCAGUGUUAUUGGGCGGAGUUCGGGAUCGAGCCGAGGCGACUCAGGCAGUUCCAGGUCAAAUAGUGGCACUGCAGGAUCCCUCGGCCGAAGCUCAUCCGUUGGCGGCAGUGGUGGGAUCAUUGUCGCUGCUCCUGGUGCUGGAGGUGUGGCUCCUGCACCCCCAUGUGCCAGUGAGUGGGAGAUGUUCCAAUUUGGAAAAUACAAUUUGGACAUAAUAGAGAUGUUAAGCGGACACCAGGCCCAUCAGUUCAAAGGCCUUGGGUUAGAACGACAGCUACAGCAUCAGCAGCAGGUGCAGCUUCACCAGCACCAGCUCCAGCAGCAACAACAACAGCAGGCCGAGACAUCAGGAGCUCUCCUGUCUGGCCUAGGCCUUGGGUCCCUCCAAGGGGCCAGAACCAACGCCUUUUCCGAUUCUGCCUCUAUUUUCGCAAAAAUGAGCGCCCCUCCUCCUCCCCCUCUACAACAACAACCUUCUUCGUCCUCUCAUAGCUCAAGAUCCAAGUCAAGCAAGAUGAGUAGCAGCAGCUCAAGCCAUGUGUCGGGCUACCCACAGUUCCUGCGUUCCUUCCACCCGUCAGAGGCAGCUCUGGCACAGGAGCAACUGCAUUCUGGGGUCGGCCGCUUCGAGCACUUUUCUGGGGGUAGCAGUAGUGGGGGUGCUGGGGUGGGACUUGCCCCCCCUCCACCACCCCCUCUGCAUCCAGGCCUCUCUGUCCCCCAAGCAUCACCUGGCCCUUCAUCCUCUUCCCCCUCCCCCUCCAGUUCAGUGGUAACUAACAAUCCCUCUAGUAGCAGUGCAGUCACCUCUCUGGGACACCAGCUGGUUGGGGCCCAGUCUGAUGCACGGAGCCUUCAUCAGCAGUUCAGUUGCAUGCUAGCUGCUAAUCAGUACUUUCUCUCUGGGGUGCCUGCUAACGCUAGCUUAGAGCAGUUUCUGGUUCAACAGGGAACCCACAAUCAUCUGGGGAUAGGUUUAGCUCAGAGUGAGGGAUCUAGCUCAGGCCUUGCUCCGCCUCCAGCUCUGCAUUCCUCUCAUUCGCAUGGCCUCUCUACCGCUCAGCCACAGCAGCAGCCUCCACAGCAGCAGCAGCUGCCUCCCCAUACCCUGUCACACCCCCACUCGCACUCCCACCCUCACCACCCCCUACACCCAGGCUCCCAGCCCUCUUCCCUGGGUGGUUUUGACUUCCAGGGCAUCCCAGUGCUCUCCUCCAACCAGCUGGCCUCUCUGAUGCAGCAGGAAGCAGGCCUGCCGCUCCCCCUGCCUCUUCAUCUGUCCCUCUCCAAGGAUGACGGCAAGGGGGACAGCAGUGGGGGCGGAAGCAGCAGCAGUAGAAGGAAGAAAGCAAUGGCUGGCUACCUGCCACAGAGGAAGUCAGAUGGCGGUAGUAACAGCAGCAGCGGCCACAGCAGUGGGAACCCCAAUGCUAGCAGCAGUGCAGUGGGGCUGGGCCACGACCCCUCCCCAGGGCUGGUUGGGGGGGGGGGCGGAGGGGUUGGCAUGUCAGGUUUGGGAGGAGAUCCAUCCCUCCUUGCCUCUUCAUCAUCAUCAUCAUCAUCAGUUGUCUCAUCCUCCUCUUCCUCUGGUCCCUCCUCCACUGCAGCAUCAGUUCUGGUUACUAAUGGUUCUCACCUAUCCAAACCUGAUAACAUGGGCUCCAUGCCAUCUGCAUCUACACAGGCUGACACUGAGCCCCUCUAUAACUGUGGUGAAUGUGGCAAAACCUUCACUCACCUCUCCAGCCUUCGCAGGCACCUGCGUAUGCAUGAGUCUACGGCAGCAGGUACUAGCAAUAAUGUCAGCAUUAACCCAAACCCGACUCAUAUCCAACCACUAACUGACCCCAGUCUCCCACACUCCACCCAGGAACACUCCACCCAGGAUCUGAACUCUCAAUCUAACUCGCUGUCCUCCCAACAAUCAUCCAACUCAGUCCAGGCCUCAUCUUCCUGCCCCAGCCCUGACAAGACCUUCAAUUGCUCAGAUUGUGGCAAACAUUUCAAGAAAAAGGGGCACCUCCUCCAGCAUGGCGUCAUCCACUCAGAGGCUCGCCCGUAUGGCUGCAGCAUCUGCUCCCGGGCUUUCAACCGCCGUGAGUCGCUGACGCGACACGAGAAGAUUCACCAGGACAAGCCCUUCCGCUGUCCAGCCUGCGGUCGAUGCUUCCGUGAGAGUACCUCUCUACUCAACCAUGCUGCCUCUGGUACAUGCGGCAAGCCAGGCUACCAUGACGACCACCGUUCUCAAGGUAACCCGUCUCCGUGUUACUCUGGAGCCUCCCCCUGUGGCAGUGGGAUGGUGGGCCCGGCGCUGAGGAAGGCACCAUUGGCCCCGACGCUGCACCCCCACCCUCAGAGUCAAACCCAACAUCACCACCAGCAGCACCUCCCCCUGUCCUCUCUCCUGGAUGACUCUGAAGACGACGUCACCAGCUCUGUCAACAACGCCAUCUCAGCCAUCGCCGCUGCAGCUGCCGCCAACUGUGAUAUGAACAGUGGGAACAGAGGCGACGAUAGGAGGGAUAUCAUCGGAGGGCUGUUGGGGGGGCUGGACUUAGGCCCCUUGGGGUCCCCUUCAUCAACAUCUGGGAUGGAUAAGACCUAUAGAGGAGCAGGGAACCAGGAUGGUAUGAGUGGUAAUAUAAACCACAACCAACAGCAGGGGAAUGAUCCACAGAACCCUGCUGCCAAACCAAAACGUCCCCGGAAACCCAGAAAGCCCAAAGACCCCAACGCUCCCCCUAAACGCAGGCAGUACACCCCCAGAGCUCCCAGGGAGUCGAGCAACAUCCCGCGGCCAUAUCUGUGCAGUGUUUGCGGCAGGGGGUUUGCACGCCGCGAGACCCUGCGUAGGCACGACCGUGUCCAUACUGGGGAGAAGCCCCACCGCUGCAGCACAUGUGGGAAGCACUUCAGAGAGGCCUUCCACCUCACCAAGCACCACACCGUUCACUCUGGGGAGAAGAACUACAAGUGCAGCCUGUGUGGGAAAGAGUUUGGCUACUCCCAGAGCCUCAAGAGGCACGGGAAGCUCCAUCAGAAAGGGGAGCUGGAAGAGGUCCCCACAACACCAGGAGGGGAGAACCUCAACAACUUCAACACAAACCCGUCAUGUGGGAUGGGCCAAGAUAGGGAACAGAACCAAGGAAACAGCUCCUCCUCCUAUUAUUCAUACCCCCAAGAUGUCAAGCCUCAAGGCUCCAACAGCCAGCCCCCGCCCAGGCUCUACACCUGUGCCAUAUGCUGGAAGUCUUUCCGUCAUCACUUCCACCUGACGGCUCAUCACCAGACGGUCCAUGAGAACGGAGGUGAGAAGCUGUUCAGCUGCGAAGUUUGUGGGAAGGCCUUUGCCUACUCCAACAGCCUCACUCGACACAGGCUGUCGCAGCACGGCCUGGCCCGCACUGGCCCUGACAACGCACAAGGGGACGGCAGUGGGUCAGGGGUAAACAGUGCAGCUGGUGGUGGAGUGAGUGGGACUGCGUCAGAGAGCGAGGCAGCCACCAACGCCCUCCUUCAGAUGGCACCUUCCACUGAGGGCCACGGGGGGCAGCAGAGUCACAGUGUUGUCACCCACAGUCAUCAACAACAGCCACCUCAGCCCCCAGCUGGCUACUCCCCCCUUUUCUAUGAUGCUGGUACGGCCCACUCCUCAGCCUCCAGCGUCCCUCCCUACUCUCAGCCCCUGCCACCCAACUCCACAAUCAUGCCCCCUCAGCACCUGCAUUCCCCAGCAAGGGUGAAAGGGGAGCACAUUUACCCAGCUGGUUCCAGUAGUCACACCCUUCACACUACAGCUCCAUUCCAGCCCCUCACGGAGCUGCCAUCCGAACACCAUCACCACCACCACCACCAUUCUUCACAUCACCACCAGCGUUCAGAGCCACAGUCCCAGCAACCACACCACAGGAACAUCCAAUCACACGAUGACAUGAGGAGGCACAAGAAGAAGAGAAAGUCCGACAGGAGGGAGGGAAGGGGGGACAUGUGGGGGGAGUCCUCAGGCUUCGUCAGAGACGAGAGGAAAGACCAGAGGAAGAGGAGGUCUGUUUUGCAAAAACAGCUGAGGAAGAAAAAGCUUCUGUUGAAGAUUAGACGAGGGGGGGAUGCGGGAGAGGGAGGAUAUGAGCUGGUCACAACAAGAGGGAUGAAGAUACAAAUCCUGUCAUCUCUCAAAGUCCCAGUGAAACGUUUUGCCUGCUCCAUCUGUCCCCACGCCAUGUUCGCCCGCCAGGCCGGCCUGCUAGCCCACAGGGCAGCUAAACACACCCAGAGAGUCCUGUCCCCCCAGGAGCGUCUGUGCUGCGGUGUGUGUGGGAAGCAGUCUCACAGGCUCCUGGAAGCUUUCAUCCACCGGGCGACUCAUCGCGCCCGAGGGUCCUUCUCCUGCAGACGCUGCUCUGCUCGCUUCUGGAACGCCCCCCUCCUCCGCAGGCACAAGGUGACCUGCCGACAUCGGGCCAAAGGACUUCCACGAGGUGGCGCUAUCCGCCUGAAGUUGUCCAAGAGGGCGGGGGAGAGGAAGAGCAGAGAGGAGCAGGGGGAGAUGUCGCACCCCCUGCUUACAUUGUACAGAUACUGAGCUUGCUGACUUCUAAGGUAGUGGCAUUUAGAUUUUCAUUGAUAGGAAAGGGAGAGGUUAUCAGUUUUGGACUAUACAUAGAAGAAGAUGGACUUUAAAAAACAAAAGCCUUUGGGGGGGCGAUUGAAUUGGUCUGGUGUCUGUCUGGACCUCAUCAACUCAACUCACUGACUGUUAGAACGACUGUUUUAACAACAUGAACUACUGUAGAUCACCUGGAAUUCUUCCAUCCAACUGUAUGGGAGGAUGUUGAUAGACAUUACUGUUUUCAUAUGAUCAUUAACCCUUAAGUGCAUUGACACUAUGCUUGGCUGACACUGUGCAGUUACUAGACAUGUUUAGGUGAUUUGACCUGCUAAUUUAACUCUACCCCCUCAGCCUUACUAGCAUCCCUUCUAUACCCCUAGCUGUAUGAUAACUCUGUCUCUGCCGUGUACUAUGUCUUGUUGAUGUUCACCUAGAGCCCCUUUGGGGAUUUUUUAAUGUAAAAAGUGCAUUUAGUAGGAGUAGGGAGAGGGUGGGACACAGACUUCUGGUUGGUAGAGAGGCAGUCUGUCGGUGCAUGUGUGUUUUUUGGUCAGUUUGUUGCGGAGGUUGUGAACUCACUAUGUGAUGAUUUAAUUCAGUACAUCCAAAAAGGACGUGUUUUAAGCGUAAGUUAACAAAGUCCUGAAAAAUGUCCCCAGUGAUUUAAUCACGUCUUUAAAAAUACAUUUGAGAAUCUUAAUAGAUUGAAGUGAAUACCACUUCCAGACAAAAAAGUGUAUCUUACAAAAAGCCUUGCUAAUCAUGACUUUAUUUAAUUUUCAUGCCUGUGGAAACAAUUGUAGCUUUUAUACCAAGAUAUUGAGAUCAAGACAGGAUGAAAAAAGCUCACUGUAACGUAUAUUGUGUUAAUAUCUUAUCACUGCUGUUUUUCUCUUUUCACAAAGUACUUUAUUUAGCUUAUACUGUUCCUUCAUAGUAGCAAAACCAGUUAUGAUUACAUGUAUAAAUGUGUGUUUAACUCCAUCUGUCUACCUGCCAAACCUGGAUUCUAUCCUGUCCUCUUCUCUUAUGUUUUGCUGAGUUGCGAUCAUGUUCAUAACCCUGUCCGGCCUUGUUUUAUCUUCUAAAGAAAAAGAAUAGUUCGAAGUACAUUUCUAUCACUAUAUUUACUUAAAACAAAGAUAGUUGUUGAUUAUACUUCAGCAUUGAAUAAAACAUAAGUGUUCUCUGCUGUUCUUUUUCUCCAUGUAUCAUGUAAGGCUAAUGAUGAAGAACGGCAUAGUUACUGAUAACUAAUCAUGUGGGUAUUGACUCUAUAAUGAGAACAAUGUUACAAAUACCAAAAUCAGUGUAAUAGUUUUGUCCCAGAUAUAGUUAAAUAGCUGUGUGGGCCUGAUGGAUUUCAGGAUGUCAUCAUGGAUAUACAAAUACAUUUCAACUUAGCACAACUAUGGUUAUCCAACUAAUUGGCAGGUCAAUUCAAUUAAUGUUGUAUACUCAACCAGAAAUGCUUUUUUUUUUUGCUUUGCUUUCUUUCUAUGACCCCAAUUUGAAAUGGCCACAACUCACAACCACCCAAAAUAAAUAAAUAAUGGACAUCUACAGCC